Pistacia vera is the source of this 1532-nucleotide messenger RNA. RefSeq names its product mannose-1-phosphate guanyltransferase alpha-like. The record is from RefSeq and is a predicted model, not a curated record. Bases 94 to 1329 code for a protein of 411 amino acids. Gene Ontology annotation, cellular component: cytoplasm. Gene Ontology annotation, biological process: biosynthetic process. The transcript has 15 exons. NCBI's taxonomy places the organism in Eukaryota, Viridiplantae, Streptophyta, Magnoliopsida, Sapindales, Anacardiaceae.
CUUCACUGAAACUGCUAUUUCUGCUUCAUCUUAACGAGAACAAGGGCUUGAAAAAGUUUCAGUUUGUGAAGUAGGGAUCUAGGGUUUCUAAAUAUGGAGAAAGUGGUUGCUGUGAUCAUGGUUGGCGGACCCACCAAAGGGACUCGAUUUCGACCCUUAUCUUUCAAUACACCAAAACCAUUAUUUCCAUUAGCUGGUCAGCCAAUGGUUCAUCAUCCAAUUUCAGCUUGCAAAAGGAUUCCAAACUUGGCUCAAAUAUUUCUAAUUGGGUUCUAUGAGGAAAGGGAAUUUGCAUUAUAUGUUUCUUCCAUCUCUAAUGAGUUGAAACUGCCAGUGAGAUACUUAAAAGAGGAUAAACCACAUGGUUCAGCUGGUGGCCUUUAUUACUUCAGAGACAUGAUCAUGGAAGACAGCCCGUCACAUAUAUUUCUGCUGAAUUGUGAUGUUUGCUGCAAUUUUCCGCUCACUGACAUGCUUGAGGCCCAUAAAAGAAGUGGUGGGAUGGGAACAAUGCUAGUAAUCAAGGUUUCUGCUGAGUCUGCCCACCAGUUUGGUGAGUUGGUCGCUGAUCCAAUCACCAAAGAACUGUUGCAUUACACAGAGAAACCUGAGACUUUUGUAAGUGAUUUAAUCAACUGUGGUGUUUACGUCUUUACCCCAGAUAUCUUUACUGCCAUUCAUGAUGUCUUUACUCAUCGGGAGGAUAGAGCUAAUAUACGCCGGGUGUCCAGCUUUGAAGCCCUCCAGGCUGCUACAAGGGCCCUUCCUGUAGAUUUUGUAAGGUUGGAUCAGGAUAUUUUAUCUCCUCUUGCUGGGAAGAAGCAACUUUAUACAUAUGAGACCACGGAUUUCUGGGAACAGAUCAAGACUCCAGGGAUGUCUCUGAAAUGUUCAGCUUUGUAUCUAGCACAAUUUAAAAUGAACUCUCCCCAUCUUUUGGCCAGGGGAGAUGGAAUAAUGAAUGCUUCAGUAACUGGUGAUGUGUUCAUCCACCCAUCUGCUAAAGUACAUCCAACUGCAAAGAUUGGGCCAAAUGUCUCAAUUUCAGCGAAUGUUCGUGUAGGAGCAGGUGUGAGGCUUAUAAGUUGCAUCAUCUUGGAUGAUGUAGACAUUAAGGAAAAUGCUGUUGUAAUAAAUUCUAUCGUUGGAUGGAAAUCUUCACUUGGGAAAUGGUCCCGUGUUCAGGGAAGUGGGGACUACAAUGAGAAGCUUGGAAUCACCAUCCUCGGAGAAGCAGGUACUGUAGAAGAUGAGGUUGUGGUGAUCAACAGCAUUGUUCUUCCAAACAAGACUCUUAACGUCAGUGUACAGGAGGAGAUCAUUUUGUAACAAAAAGAGAUAUUAUUAAGCCUCCUGGUCAGCGUUUUAACUUAAUCCCAGAAAGCAAAAUUGUAAGGUUGAGUUGGAAUUCAAUUGCAGGAAAAUUUUUCCAAUCACAGGCUUUUGAUGUAAUCUCCCAUUUUGACUUUCAUCUGUAUUCUAAAAUUGUUCAAGUGAGAAUGAAAAGGUUUCUGAUUUAAUGAUUUUGUUCA